AUGGCACCGAUUGCCGGCAAGAAGGCCAAGAGGGGAAUCUUAGAACGCUUAAAUGCUGGCGAGGUCGUGAUCGGAGAUGGGGGAUUUGUCUUUGCACUGGAAAAGAGGGGCUACGUCAAGGCUGGACCCUGGACCCCAGAGGCUGCGGUGGAGCACCCCGAGGCAGUUCGGCAGCUUCAUCGGGAGUUCCUCAGAGCUGGAUCGAAUGUCAUGCAGACCUUCACUUUCUAUGCAAGUGAGGACAAGCUGGAAAACCGAGGGAACUACGUGGCAGAGAAGAUAUCUGGGCAGAAGGUCAACGAAGCUGCCUGUGACAUUGCACGGCAAGUUGCUGACGAAGGGGACGCGUUGGUUGCAGGAGGGGUGAGCCAGACACCUUCCUACCUCAGCUGCAAGAGUGAGACGGAAGUUAAAAAGAUAUUUCACCAACAACUUGAGGUCUUCAUGAAGAAGAAUGUGGACUUCCUCAUUGCAGAGUAUUUUGAACAUGUUGAAGAAGCCGUGUGGGCAGUCGAGGCCUUAAAAACAUCCGGGAAGCCUAUAGCGGCUACCAUGUGCAUCGGACCUGAAGGAGAUCUACAUGGCGUGUCUCCUGGAGAGUGUGCAGUGCGUUUGGUGAAAGCAGGUGCCGCCAUUGUCGGCGUGAACUGCCACUUCGACCCCAGCACCAGCUUGCAGACAAUAAAGCUCAUGAAGGAGGGUCUGGAAGCAGCUCGGCUGAAGGCUUACUUGAUGAGCCAGCCCCUGGCCUACCACACCCCUGACUGUGGCAAACAGGGAUUUAUUGAUCUCCCAGAAUUCCCCUUUGGAUUGGAACCCAGAGUUGCCACCAGAUGGGAUAUUCAAAAAUACGCCAGAGAGGCCUACAACCUGGGGGUCAGGUACAUUGGCGGCUGCUGCGGAUUUGAGCCCUACCACAUCAGAGCCAUUGCAGAGGAGCUCGCCCCAGAAAGGGGAUUUUUGCCACCAGCUUCAGAAAAACAUGGCAGCUGGGGAAGUGGUUUGGACAUGCACACCAAACCCUGGAUCAGGGCAAGGGCCAGGAAAGAAUACUGGCAGAAUCUUCGAAUAGCUUCGGGCAGGCCGUACAACCCUUCGAUGUCCAAGCCGGAUGCUUGGGGAGUGACGAAAGGGGCAGCAGAGCUGAUGCAGCAGAAGGAAGCCACCACUGAGCAGCAGCUGAGAGCGCUCUUCGAAAAACAAAAGUUCAAAUCCGCACAGUAGCCACAGGCCAGCGGUUCGGGGCGAAUUCCUCCAGGUCCGGGCCACAGUGUGCACCCGGAAGGAGAAGGCGUCUCUAAACCAGCGUUUGUGUGGAUGCCGGCUUACACCUAUGAUUGGUGCUAGUUAGACAAAAUGGAAUCACAGAUAGCAUUUCACAGUUACAAAACUACGCUUUAGAAUUUUACCUAGAAGGAAGAAAGGAGAAGUCCACAGUAAAUCCUGAGCACAUUUCCUACGUGCCUGUGGCAUUACAGGCGCACAGGGGUCACUGCAGCACAGAGAAAGUCACCCGAUGUCAAUCUCAUUUCAGAUAGGGGGAUAGGACACCACCUCCACGAGUGACAUAGAACCACUCAGGGACCGUAUCAUAAGUGACACAGCAACCACCUUUAUCUAAGAUGCUUCCCAAGUGGAUUCCAAGAUCUUUUGAGCAGGACCCUUAGGCAGAAACAACACACACCAGCCCUGUAAAACUUAACAGAUAACCACAGUAAAGAAACAACUGAUCCAUUCUGUAAUUCUGUAAUCUCUGUUCUGACUGCUUCCAUUCCAUUUCAUUAAUAAAAACAUGCCGGUUGAAAACCUUCAA
Molecule: messenger RNA, 1813 nt
Organism: Rattus rattus (black rat)
Lineage: Eukaryota; Metazoa; Chordata; Mammalia; Rodentia; Muridae
Gene: Bhmt
Product: betaine--homocysteine S-methyltransferase
Exons: 8
Coding region: 1-1224 (407 amino acids)
Molecular function (GO): zinc ion binding; betaine-homocysteine S-methyltransferase activity
Source: RefSeq, a predicted model, not a curated record